AUGAUGGAUCCAUCUGCAGCGGCUGGGACGCACGUUUGCGAGCCUUCCAGCGUGCCUCUGUCAUCGCGGGCUCGCCCAUCUUGGGCGGCCUCACUGAGAGCGACGGUGGCGUGUCUCUCCGUUUCGUGCGCUCUUCUCGCCCACGCGCAGACGGCCGGCGGUCGCCGCCCUACCCAGGCGCCCAACCGCCCUGUCGACGCCGCCGACUUCUCGGGAUUCCUCCACAUUCCUGUUGCCAUCGCCGCGUUCAUCGCACUCUUCGGCGUCGCAGUGUAUCUGUAUCACCUACUGCAGGCGGCGGAAGAGAAGGAGAAGGCAGAGGAGCCGGCACCGGCUGGAGGAGUGCAGCCGCGGGGCAGCCCUUCGACUCAGCAGCAGGCGCGCAGACGGCGCUUGGACCGGUCGGCUCUCGAGAGCCUGAUCGCCGCGCCCCAGGCAGAGGCAUACACUCAAGCUGAAGGCCGCGCCGGCGACGCCGCCGGAAGAAUGGGCGUGGCUGGCGAGGGCGGAGCCCCAGGCGCCGCGACCGCCGCGGGCGCCGAAGCGCUGACGGCGGCCCAGCGGAGACGUGAAGAACGUGAAGCACGCAGAGAGGAACGCCGGCAGCAGCAGGGUCAGAGGCAAGAACGAGAGGAAAACAGUGACGGAGACGCGCCGGUGCAGCGCGCAGCGCCGAAGAAAGGGGAGACGUACCGUCUGCGCCAGCUGGAGCGGGAAAAGGAGAGACAGCGAAGAGAGGAAGAGGAACAGCGGAAGCAGGAAGAAAAACGGAGGCAAGAAGAAGAUGAGUACAACAAAUGGAAGGCCAUGUUCGCCGUGGAAGAGUCUGGCGAGAUGGCGAGGGACGAGGAGGAAGAGAAUCGCGAGUUGGAACGAUUUAUCAACUUCAUCAAAGUCCACAAGAUGACGGAGCUUGACGACCUUGCGGCUGAGUUUGGCCUUCAUACUAAGGACGUGGUUCAACGCAUUCGGUCUCUGGAGGACUGCGGGCGUCUGAGUGGAGUCCUCGAUGAUCGCGGCAAGUACUUUUAUAUCACGGAGCAGGAGUUGGACGCAGUUGCAGACUUCCUCAGAUCCAAAGGGCGCAUUCACAAGGAGAAGGAUCUUGUUCCGGCGUGCAACAGGAUCAUCCGUCUGCAGCCAACUGAAGAAGACAAAAGAGCGCUGAAAGAGGAGGAGCGAAGAGCCAUGAAUCUGAUCGAUCUGACCGAAGACGCAGAUCGCUGA
Molecule: messenger RNA, 1227 nt
Organism: Besnoitia besnoiti
Lineage: Eukaryota; Apicomplexa; Conoidasida; Eucoccidiorida; Sarcocystidae
Exons: 5
Coding region: 1-1227 (408 amino acids)
Source: RefSeq, a predicted model, not a curated record